AAUUUAACCCCUUGGGUGACUGGAGUUUCUACUUUAUCCAAGUUUGCUAGCUAUUACUUUCUUAACGGAGAGAAGAGAGACAGUCGAGGGAGGCGACUUCAAGCAGUCCCUCGCGAAAUGGUGUUGAUGGUAGAACAACCAGAACGAGCUCUCACUCCGCUAUCUACACCAGAAGUAAUCAAGUCUGUGAAGAAAGAUGCGAGAACAUUUCAACCCAACUCAGAAGCCGAGAAUGGCGAAGACAAGCAGAGGAGAGUCGGGAGGAUGGGUGUGGAGACUCCACUCUCCAUGGACACCCCAGAGUCCGAUGUUUCAGAGAGCAAGAAGAAGCCUCCGCUUAUGAGGUUCAAGCCCGUCGACCAGCUCUCCCCACUGCAAAGUCCAAGCGACAGCGAAACAAAGUUGGAGAGGAAAAAGUCCCAGUCCUCACAGUUUUCCAAAGCCAAUGCACAGUAUCACAAAAUCUUCAAGGAAAUCAGCAAAGAUGAAAUACUCAAACAAAGUUACACUUGUGCCUUGCAGAAAGACAUCCUUUAUCAGGGCAGACUGUUUGUGUCUGAUAACUGGAUCUGUUUUCAUUCCAAAGUCUUUGGCCGAGACACCAAGAUUAUAAUUCCUGUACUCUCAGUAACUCAUAUUAAGAAGUCAAAAACCGCCAUAUUGGUGCCAAAUGCCAUUGUGAUCUCCACAACUAAUAAAGUGCACGUGUUUGUAUCAUUCCUGUCACGCGAUGCCACCUAUAAGGUUCUGAAAUCUAUCUGUAUACACCUAGAAGGAGAGAUUAUAGGCUGCAGUCCCGUAAUCUCGUCGGCUGAGAACAGCUUCAGAGCUGAAUGUCCAUCUUCACUUCCUCUGGAUUUCUCUGCUGAGUUCUCCGACUUAGAUGGAGUGGUGCGCCAAAGGAGACAGGAGAUGCUUGAGAGCAGCAGCUCUGGCUCACAGACGCCCGACUAUGAGAAAAUGGCAGAGUUUCCCAGCCUCCCAGAAAAUUUCCUGAAUGUGGUGAAGAAUGGCGAGGUAUCAGUUCACGCCGACAUUCACCUCCAGACACCCAGCGCGCGCCACGGGACUCAGCCCAACGGCACCAGCAAACCUGUCCUGGGAGACGUUCACCAAGACAAACCGUCGCAACCAUUGUCUCUCAAUACUCUUCUGCUCAUUUAUAUGUUUCUAGUGUCCAUCCUUGUCCUGUCUUCAUGUUACAUGGCCUUCAAAAUUGUCGUUUUGGAACAGAGGCUGAAUUCCCUGGGCUCAGUUGGAGAGUAUCAACACAAUGAUAAUGCUGUACACCACCGCCCACACUCGGAGGUCAAUGCAGAGAUGUACGGAGAGUUGUCCACAAAUCUCUUCAAACUUGAAAAGAUUCAAAGAAACCUACGAAAGCUCCUAGAAGAAACCUGAAAAACUUGAUCUCACCUGUUAACGUGAUGCCGCCUUUGCAAAAACCUGGGGGAGAACCAUGCAAAGGCCAAACAAUUCUUUUGAACGAAGAGCAUCCGCUGUUGUGCAAUAUGCAGAAUAUUCUGUCUUCUACUCAGGACCACACAACACUUUUGCAUUUCUCACAAUGUAUUUCAUGGCUGGUAGAAGAACAGAAGACGUAAGCUUUACUCACAGUUCUAUAAUUGGACUGUGCUUGGGUGUAUAAAUUGGUCCCAAGGACCUGCGAUUUCCACAUUUCAUAAAAUAUGGUCAAAUCACAAAGACCUGCUGUUCAUAUUUAUCUUUGACAUAUUUCAGAUGGCAAUAAAAUAUUUAUAGUUUGCUUAAGAUCCUCUAAUGAUGCAUUAAGCAGCCUACAAGUAGUUUUCAAGUGCCUCGCUUUUGGAUGAAGACAGCAUUCAAUUACAGUAUGUGGUACAUAAUAGUAUAUUGUUGGGUGACUGUUUUUAAAUUGUCAUUUUAUUUCAGUUGAAUUAAUUUCUAACAUAAUGAAAUGUUAGUCUCACCAGGUUAACACUAAUUUGUUGCUAUUAUAUAGUAAUUAUUGCCUACUAAUGUCCAUUUGGGUCUAAAGUUUCAAAAGGGAAAAAAAAAGUCUGUAGUUUAAGCAUUACCAAAACACAGGCCUGUAAUUCCCACUAGUGGUAGAAACACAUUUGAGCCUGAAAAAAAUGUUUUGAAAAAAGGAAUUUAAAUGUUAGAAUUUAAUUGAUAGAAUGUACCUAUAGAUUAUUGUCUGUGUCUUAAAGUUCUUUAGCUGCACUAGAUUUAAAGAUUAAUUGAAUUUGCAAUCUUGACUACAAAAUGGUGAGAGCUAGAUAUUACAAAUGUCAAAAUAAAAGCACUAUUGUAUUUCAA
Messenger RNA from Alosa sapidissima (American shad), 2301 nucleotides. RefSeq names its product GRAM domain-containing protein 2B-like. The record is from RefSeq and is a predicted model, not a curated record. The transcript is spliced from 14 exons. The coding region runs from base 118 to 1401 and encodes 427 amino acids. Lineage: Eukaryota; Metazoa; Chordata; Actinopteri; Clupeiformes; Clupeidae.